This is a messenger RNA of Chara braunii, 1804 nucleotides long. The record is from the annotation of a GenBank genome assembly. NCBI's taxonomy places the organism in Eukaryota, Viridiplantae, Streptophyta, Charophyceae, Charales, Characeae.
UGUGAUACGUGAUUGACCCGCAGGGCGCAUUGGCAGUGCGGUGGACAUCGUAUUCUCCUCCUCCUCCUCCUCCUCGUCCUCCUCGUCCCCUCUCUCUCUCUCUCUCUCUCUCUCACACACACACACACACACACACACACACACACACAAGCUGCAGUGUUUUGUCUAUGGGAUCUCUCCGACCUCGGACGACGCUGGAUAUGGGCUCCUGGACUGUCCUGCGGUUUAAGACACCGUUGGCUAUGCGUUCCUGCCGGGGUAGGGCUGCUGUCUUUAUCUUCGUUGUUCUUUGUGUAAUACCUCCGAACGUGUUCGCUCAGGAUGCAACCGAGACUCCUGUCCAGAGAGAUGCUACUCCGUCUUCAGCGCCUGCGACUUCCCCAACCUUGUCCGACUCUCCUGUUGCUNAGCGCCUGCGACUUCCCCAACCUUGUCCGACUCUCCUGUUGCUCAAAGAGGCGUUCCUCCGGCGCCGGCUUCGACGCCUGUAUCAUCCCCACCACCCCCUCCUGAGACUCUCGAGUCGGAUGGUGAUUGUCAAAGAUCACAUGUGCAAAAUCGGGACGGGAGCUCGGAGUCUAGGAUUGGAAGAGGAAGUGGUUUGCAUGGUCGAGCGAGAUGUGAAACCUCUUCAGGCGGGGCGGCUGCUUGUCGGCAGACGGCAGGGGGACCACUGCAUAUGGGGCAAGGAAGGAGCCUCGGAGGCGAUUAAAAGUUGUCGUAGCAUGGCUUGGGGAAAGCUGUUCCUUAUCGGACUGAUGGAAGUGAAUGCCUGGACGACUGGCUCCAAUGGCCCUACCGAGAUAUGCGGGGUGAUUCCCGAGAUUAACGGUCUCGGCCACCAGUAUAAAGAGGGCGGGAUGGCACAGUGGCUGACGUCGCCGACCUACGCAGAUGGACCAGAGAUGCCAAUAGAUGUGAAGGGUGGGGUAUCAGUUGUAAUGCCAGAGGAAGGAACGUGGGCGGACCUGGAGCCGGCCUAUCAAACCGUAAUGCUGGCCGAAAGUGAUGCCUUCCUAUGGAUUGAAACGAUGUGGACUAAGGUCGAGGGCGGGGUAGAGAUGGUCUUGCCAACAAGGAACAAGUGGCGCGGAGCGGCCUGCGACUGGGUGGGAGUAGAGAUGGUAUCGACUAUGUCCUUUUUGUGGGUAGAACGGGUGUGGGAUCCAGAUCGAGAAAAUGAGGCGUGGGAUGAAAUACCCGAGGGGAACGUGGAAGCACUUGGGACGGUGUGCCCUUUGAAGAACGGGUGGUAUAUGUUUUGCACGCACCUAGCGGCGGGACGGGACCCGAUGUGGAUUUUAGAGGAUGCCGAGCAGUUGACUUGGGAAAUGGGGAAGGAUUUUGCAAAUAAGGGGUGGGAUGAAGUGGGCAGCAGGGUCGUGAUGGGGGGAUGGGAGGACCUUAGGCUCCCCUACCAGUUAGUCCAAGUGAGGGUGCCGCAUUUUGUUGCAGACUGGUUCGGAGGGUAUGAGCAUAUCCGCGCCGUAGCGGAAUCCAUGGAUGAGGUAGAGCUAGGCUUCGCCUGGUUAUCAGACGCUUAUUACGAGGCGUCAUUGCGGUUCGGGCCGUUUCACGGGGACCGGGCUGAGGAAGUGGUCAAGAUCCUGAAGGAACUUAAGGACUACCGACUAGAGGUAGGAGAGGAAGUCGAGGAGGCGAUACUCCGCCGGGAAAUAGCCGUAGCGCCCUCGUAUGUAGGGGACGUCUUCUUGCUGUUUGAGGUCCUAUGGAUUUGAGUACGGACCUGGGAAGACAAGGGGAUAGGGGGAUUGACUAGGGGAAAUAAAGGGCAUUGUACAUU